Exophiala mesophila is the source of this 577-nucleotide messenger RNA. RefSeq lists its product as uncharacterized. Bases 1 to 531 code for a protein of 176 amino acids. NCBI's taxonomy places the organism in Eukaryota, Fungi, Ascomycota, Eurotiomycetes, Chaetothyriales, Herpotrichiellaceae. The record is from RefSeq and is a predicted model, not a curated record. The transcript has a single exon.
AUGACAGCCGCCACAUUCAAUGCCGCUGAGAGCCUCUCACUACUUCCUACCUCAGACUCAAUAACCCUCCUCUUCAAACAUGACAAGUCGACCACUCUACUCUCUGUUUUGCCGGCCACUCCUCUCGUCGAGAUUAAAGCCCUUCUUGUCGCCGCAUUACGCUCCCGAAACAUCACCACAUUCCCGAACUCGCCAACAUCACUCCCAGAAGACGCUGAAGACCUCGAGUUCGGAAUUCUAGUGGAUAAAAAAGAUCCAAGCCAGGGAUGGGUGUCUUUAGAGACUUCUGGAGAUGAUAACUCCUCCAAAGGAAACAAGAAGAAGACUGGCGGCAAAGGCACUACCAAAACACAAGAUCCCAUCGGCGUAGGCUUGACCGAUGGGUGUUGGCUUGCAUACAGACUCAAGUCGACCUCGCCGUCCAAGUCUCAAGACCACGGAGAUACUGAACCAGCCUCGACAGAGGUUGAGAUCGAAGAGGAUCCCGGUUGGAAUGUCGUCCUGCCUAGUUUCGACGACGAAAACGAGUGAACUCGACCGAAAAUGUUCCACAUUUCCCUCAACACUCAUAUUAGAC